ACAUUAUAUUGAUAAGGAUAACCGGGGUUUUGAGAAUCGUUUAAAAUCGAAUAUCUUAAUUUUGCUACUCGCGCUAUCCGUACUAUUAUUUGUUGUGUAUUGUAAAAAAAAAAUUCACAUAUAGUAUCAUGUUAUCCACAAAAUUCGUAAAAAUCGGUUUACUGUCUAGAUGUGCUGCAAUAUCUAGAAUGCAAAGCUCACUAAUGUUAUCAACAAACCUCAUGCGUUUUUCCACGUCGAAUAUUCUUAAUGAUCGCCAAUAUACAGAAAAACACGAAUGGAUCGAAGUGAAAGACAAUGUAGGUACAGUUGGAAUUUCACAUUACGCUCAGGAUGCAUUAGGUGAUGUAGUAUAUGCAGAGUUGCCUACUGUGGGCACCGAAGUUAAAGUAAAAGAUGAAUGUGGUGCUUUAGAAAGCGUUAAAGCCGCUAGUGAACUUUACAGUCCUGUAUCCGGUAAAGUAGUUGAUGUUAAUUCGUCAUUAGAAACAAGACCGGCUUUAAUUAAUCAAUCGUGCUACAAUGAUGGUUGGCUAUUUAAAUUACAGUUGUCUUCUCCCGAUGAAUUGACAAAUUUAAUGACUGAAGAACAAUAUACCGAAUUUCUUAAAAAAAAUCAUAGUUAAUAAAAUUCUUCUAAAUUCAUAAUAUAUAUCAGUCAAAUUAAUAUAGGGAAUAACCUCAAUUAAUCCCCUACUGUUAUAUAUAUAUAUAUAUAUAUAUAUAUGUUUAUCUCUAGUU
This is a messenger RNA of Adelges cooleyi (spruce gall adelgid), 741 nucleotides long. RefSeq names its product glycine cleavage system H protein, mitochondrial (gene ppl). Gene Ontology annotation, cellular component: cytoplasm; mitochondrion; glycine cleavage complex. The transcript is spliced from 5 exons. Lineage: Eukaryota; Metazoa; Arthropoda; Insecta; Hemiptera; Adelgidae. Bases 129 to 626 code for a protein of 165 amino acids. The record is from RefSeq and is a predicted model, not a curated record. Gene Ontology annotation, biological process: protein lipoylation; glycine decarboxylation via glycine cleavage system.